This is a messenger RNA of Culex quinquefasciatus (southern house mosquito), 2720 nucleotides long. RefSeq lists its product as uncharacterized. The record is from RefSeq and is a predicted model, not a curated record. Bases 189 to 674 code for a protein of 161 amino acids. NCBI's taxonomy places the organism in Eukaryota, Metazoa, Arthropoda, Insecta, Diptera, Culicidae. The transcript is spliced from 2 exons.
CACCUGCACGAUAUUCGGCACAACAUUUUGUUCAGUGUGGAUAAUGACAGUUAAGAACUGUCACUUGUUUGUUUCCUUCGUUUACAAACUGUCACCGCUCCAAUAUUUUUCGAGCAUGAGGUAUUUUUUUUCAUUUGCGGAACCGAUCCUCGCAACAACCUUCCCCGCAAUCCUCCAGUAAUCUGUGCAUGAAGCCCAGUGCGGAUCUGCGCUCCGACCCAGAAAUUGUUGACAAGACCAUCGACUGCCUCGGACUUGGGAUUUCACCGGAAGUCGAUCCGAAGGUGCGGAUUUGCGCCGGCUGUGCCGAACGCGUCGACGCGCAGCACGCCUUCCGGACGCGAGACCUGCACUGCAACAGUUACGUCGAGAACGGGCUGGAGGACAAUGAAGACGAGGAAAUGUGCCGGUUCUGCUUGAAGGCGGAUGGCGGGGCGGCGUUGGUCGAGAUGAUUCCGGGCGGCGGCGGGAGCGUGGCGGAUGAGCUGCAAACGGUGCGGGAUUGUUUAGGGGUUGAGAUCAACAGCUGGGACACGGUGACGAAGAUUUGCAGGGAUUGUGUGGGCGGUGUUGGCUGGAUUACGGGAGGAAUUUUCGCCGACGGCCGUGCCGGUGAAGCUGGAGGAUUUGACGGAUUCGUACAGCAUUGGCAGCGAGAAUGGGGAAGGGGGUGAAGGUUUUGAGUCGGACAGUUCGACGGCGGAUAACGGGGAGAAGCGUGGGAAAAGCGGAAGGUCGCGGCACGGUCGCUACCGUGGAUUGGAAGUGACCACGAGGAUCGUAACUUUGACGUGCUGGAUGAAACGGACGAGGCGGUUGAGGUGGUUUUUGAGGAAUAUCCGUUCGAUCUUCGGUUGGUCUUGUCGGACGGGAGUUCGCUGUGGCUGUGUUCAGUGCAAGCUGCGAGAUUGUCGCGUGAAGCUGAAGAUUGAUGCGAAGGGAAUGUUGGCCACCUUCGGGGGAUCAAUCGACAAGCACAACCACAUGAACGAGCUGGACAAGCUGAUGGAGUGUCCGGAGGGGAAAGGGGUGGUUCAGUUUGACGGUAAGAAAUUGACCACGCGUUGAGGCUACUCGGCAUUCGGGAUGGUUCGCUGGGGCAAUUCGUACGAAUCAGCGGACGACGUCGCGAGUUGCGAUUGAAAAGAGGGCCGAUCAAGAAGGUUACGUGAGUAACGGGACUCAAACGUCCAAGUCUAAAUGUUAGGACGGAGCGGAGGAUGGAGUUUAAGCGAAGGUGAGGGCCAAUAAUGUGGAUAUUUACAAAAUCCUCCAGCAGAAGGAUCCCGCGCGCAUCUUUAAGGUGCUUCGGCACAUGGUCAGACAAAUGACAAAUUCGGCAAAUAAAAACCGUAUGCAACGCAACGCGUUGUCUCAUAAUUAUUGUUUUUUUUAUCAUAUUUAGCAAUACAAAAAAAAUAAAGCUGAAACCACAAAUAAAAAGAAAAUCCAAGAAACUUCAAUGUUCGUCUCUCAUUGAACUCCAGGUGACCAAAUUAGGCCAAACAUGCAUAUGCAACAGCUUGAUGCGUCUGCAGCGUAGACGCGUGCAGGAAGUAAUCGCCGGCGACUUUUCCAUGGCUUGUGCAAACGCGUCCCGGACGAGCUUGGCAAUGUAUCCGAUGAACAUCUGCACCAGUUGUUCAGGAUCUUGGAUAUGUCCUUGUGCGUCAUCGGCAGCACAACGGCCUCAAUUAGUUUCUGGAUUUGCUUGUCCAACCCGCCAAAGUCCGAGUAGUGCUCGGUGGGCCGUUCGUCCACCUCCAUCGCCUUGACGCGCGCGUCGUACUCGGCCGAAAGUGUUUCCAGGAUGAGGUACGACGUACGAGUCCUUGUUCACUCUCAUCGUCCGGCUUGAGCUUCUCCGGAACAACCAGGCAACGAGCAAAAAGUACGUCUGUCGUGUCGUCCGUCGUGUCGUAGUCUUGAUCACGGGGCGCUUGCCCUUCCGUUGGUAGUCCAACACCACCACCGCACGGUCGUCUUCCGUCUCCUGCGGGUCCACGUUCAGCGGCUCGAUCGGUUUCUACUGAUCUUGGUAUCCCGUCCCGAUAACUCCUCGGGCGUGCCUUGCAAUCCAAAAAAUGUGGCCGGAGAACAGCAAAAUCAAGGGAUUUUUUUUUUGUUUGUAUACAAUCAGCAGUGCGUGCGUUUGCGAUGACAGCUGUAAAAACACUGAAAUAAAAUUCAUAGAGGAAUCGUGUAUACACGUGAAUAUGGAUGCACAUACGGAUCAACUUAUGAAAUAUAUGCAAUAUAUUUGGAGUGACCACCUCGUGCAAAUUGUACAAAGAAAAGAUUUAUUUUCGAUCGUAUUGGGGUUUCCAGAUUGGAUUUUGGAGUAAUUUCAAUGAAUGCUAGAAAUCUGUUAAAUUUGGUUCGAUUUUUUUUGUGGAGGUCAAAUAUGGGUAAAAUAUGAUUAGUUAGAGUCCCCAAAGCAUAUUCAUAAGAAGUUUGAGUGAUAUCAACAUGAAUGCACAGAAUUUCUGUGACUUUAUUGAACAAAUACCCCAUAAAAUUGAAAAAUAAUCUUCAAAAAAAAAGUUGCUCUAGACCCCCCGACGAAAUAUUUCGGUAUACCUACCCCGCAAAAUGUCGAGAAAGACCCCUUCUUUCACGGUGCCAAAUAUCAGACAUACCGAAUUUUAUAUCAUUAGUUUGUUCUUUAAAACACUCCGUGUUUAUCACCCUCAUCAAGCACGAUAGUGAAAAAAAGUUUA